CUCUGCCUCUGGGCCUCUCUACCUUCCCACAGCCAUCUCAGUCUCUGUCCUCAGUGCUGCCACCACUCCAGUCUUGUUUUCUACUCUCCUUCAGCCUUACAGCUGUGCCUGUCGCACUGGGCGGAGUUCUUCACAUAGUAAAUAACAACUUAUUGCCCACACGUGUGUAGUGAGCUAGCCGACCAGGGCCAGGUGAGAAUCCUGGCCACAGGAACCUUCACUUUAUCUACAACUAGGCUGUGAGUUCUUCCUCAAAGGAAAGAGGUGGCGCAUUCCAAGCGUGUAGGCUGAAACAUAAAACGUUACUAGGUGCUCCCCAAAAAUAUUACUGUCAGUAGUUGGCAAUCAGCAGGCAUACAUGUACUUCAGAGUUUUCACAGCGCGGUCACUCGACUUCAUUAAUGCCUACCACAACCUUAUAAGGUAGAGAUUACUGCCACCCUUCCACUUCCUGUUUUAGACUGCAGAGAGGACACUAAGAGGUUAAAUUUCUUGCCCAGCGCCAGCAGCAGCGAAACGUGACCAGUACCGGGUCUUCCGACUUCAAUUUCCGGGCCUUGGUGCGAGACAAUCUGUUGGGACCAGCGCCCACUUCGCUUCUCCACUUAAACUUGGAGAGGGCCUGGGACCGCGUCCCUUUCCGCGCCACCUGCAAAGACACACAAAGCCUCCACGGGAGCAGGGGAAUCCCAACUAUCUCUCCAGAGAGCCGGGAGGUAACCCUCAGGUGAUUGGCUGAGAUCGAUCAGCCAAUAAGCCCGCGAGGGGCUCAUACAGACCAAUCGCAGGCUUGAGGGGGCGGGCCGUCGCGCGCAGAGGCCUGAUUGAGCGCAGAAACCAUGUUCUCGCUGUGCAGGCGCGGCGGGAGAGGGACCGUGUUGCCCUCCACUAUGGUGUGCGGCGGCCAACCCGGCCUGGGGCCGUGCUGAGGACGGGCCGGGUGCCCGGGGAGAAAGCACCCGCGUGGGCAGCUGUAGUGGCCGAGGGCCCGCCGGCCGUCACCACGCGGCGCCCAGCCCUGGUGCUGCGCCGCGCGGGGCGCGCUCCUGGAGCCCUCAGGGGCCCCCGUGACCUGGGCCUCCGAGGCAGGCUCGCCUGGCGCUGCCUGUCAUUGCCCUGGGGCGUCACCUACGCAGAGCGCGUCUUCCCCGCUUCGUUCCUGACCUGAGGAGGACCCUCUGCGGCAUGUCGCCCGCGCUCCGGGAGCUGACGCCAUCCGGUAUGAAGAAAACCCUUCAGGAUGAGAUCGAAGCCAUUCUGCGGGAGAGGAUUAUGGUGCUGGAUGGAGGGAUGGGGACUAUGAUCCAGCGGCAUAAGCUAACUGAAGAAGACUUCCGAGGUCAAGAAUUUAAAGGUCAUGCCAGGCCCCUAAAAGGCAACAAUGACAUCUUAAGUAUAACUCAACCUGAUAUCAUUUACCAAAUCCAUAAGGAUUACUUGCUGGCUGGGGCAGAUAUCAUUGAAACAAAUACUUUCAGCAGCACUAAUAUUGCCCAAGCUGACUAUGGCCUCGAACACUUGGGAGUGUUUUCUCUCACCCACAAGCUCAAAAAACAAUGA
Manis javanica (Malayan pangolin) is the source of this 1560-nucleotide messenger RNA. The record is from RefSeq and is a predicted model, not a curated record. Lineage: Eukaryota; Metazoa; Chordata; Mammalia; Pholidota; Manidae.